CUUUUACGAGCUGUUCCGAGAGCGGGUUUGGUUCUGCUCCGCGCUCCGCAGCCUUUUCGAACAUAAUUUUGAUUGUUUCGUACACAGUCUAGGAGCCGAAAGGAUCGGCCAGAGAGCCCAAGCUGGGGUGGGGGUAUUCGGUUGUAGUUGUUCGAUGCAAGAGCUCGUUAUUUUUUUGUUGGGCAGACACGAAAUUUCGUCCAUGGACUCUGUGGACGUAACUACAAAUGGAUUCCGCAUGCAGCGGAUGGAGGAGGCCCGAAGCUGAAAUCCAAAACAUGACUAGGAAAUGCUAGUUACUUGCAAUGGUUCUUAUCAAGGCAAGAUGCCACUUCAAAAGGCAUCAGCGGUCGCGCCUUUUGCAGAUUUACUCAGUCUAGUUUUCGUCUGGCAAUUUCGCCCCGCUUUGCAUUUCUCACAGUCUGCAGAUCAAUAGUAGUAUUUGGAAUCUGGGGGAGUAUAGGGAGUAUAGCGCGGGGUGUGGUUUCCCUCUCCCUAUCCAGGAAUAUCAACCAUUGCUUUUCUUUCGGAGCAUUGAGAAAGGGCGCAAGCCUCCACUACUGGGGAAUCCUCUUUACCCCCAGCUGCGCACAUCAGAUUUAGCGAUGUUCAGGCAACAAGAUCGCUCUCAAAGUUCAUCCCAACCUGUUGCACCCGUGAGAUGCUUUUGCGCGCAGACUUUCUCCAGGAUUUGAUACCCCAACGAACCAACCACCAAGAAAUCCUGGGAGCCAUACACGGGUAACUCCGUUCCAAGGUUGCUUUUGCACUGAUCCUUCUGGAACUAUCAUUUCUGCAAUCCCUCCAUGUUGAGUAGCCGGUUGCUCGACGCAGUUUACGCAGCGUACAGAGUGCGUGUUACCUUUCGCAAGGUUAAAUCAUUGGCCCAUCAUACCCUGCAGUGCAGUGCCAAGCAGGCUUUUGAGAGCGUGGCUGGUUUUAGCUCAAGUGGAGAGGUUUUGAAGAAUACGCCCAAGUCAAACGACCCUAUAUCCCCAGCCGCAGAAUCCGAAAUCGGAGCAUCGGCAUUGCCGUCGGUAGAGUACAUACAUGCUUGGCUUCUACUCCGGCAACAUGUAGACGCAGCCGUCCUCCAUUUUGAUGAUAUCUACUUCUCAUUUUCACAUUUUUGUCAGUUUUCUGGCUAA
Messenger RNA from Blastomyces gilchristii SLH14081, 1148 nucleotides. RefSeq lists its product as uncharacterized. The transcript has 5 exons. The coding region runs from base 807 to 1148 and encodes 113 amino acids. NCBI's taxonomy places the organism in Eukaryota, Fungi, Ascomycota, Eurotiomycetes, Onygenales, Ajellomycetaceae. The record is from RefSeq and is a predicted model, not a curated record.